GGCUUGUUUUCAUGAAGUAGCAUUGGUUUCUGGACGACAUCCUAAACCUGUCGGACUGGUUCUUCAAUAUGGAACAGCAGGAUUUCGUGCACGGGCUGAACAACUGGAUCAUGUGAUGUAUCGCAUGGGUUUGCUGGCAGUGUUGAGGUCCAAGAAAACCAAAUCUACUAUUGGUGUAAUGGUCACAGCAUCCCAUAAUCCAGAAGAAGACAAUGGAGUGAAAUUGGUUGAUCCUUUAGGAGAAAUGCUUGCACCUGCAUGGGAAGCAUAUGCCACGCAGCUAGCAAAUGCAGAAGAACAAGAUCUGAAAUCUGUCUUAACCAGUAUUCUUGACAACGAGUCUGUGAACUUGCAGAAAGUAGCUCGGGUUGUUCUUGGCAGAGACACACGGCCUAGUAGUCUAAAUCUUGCCCAAGCUGUUAUUGAUGGAGUAAGUGCCUUAGAUGGAACUUACCAAGAUUAUGGCCUUGUAAGCACCCCACAGCUGCAUUAUAUGGUUUGCUGUUGGAAUACCAUGGAGCAUUAUGGGACUGCCACAGUGGAAGGAUAUUACCAGAAACUUUCUCAGGCCUUUCUUGCAAUGACUAAGCAGCUCUUCAUCCCUCCACCAGACUCAUUCAUUUUUCACUGUAAGGCUUGCAAUACUUGCCAGUCUUGCUCUGUACUUACUCCAUCAUCCAAUAAACUGAAACUGCCAAGGACAUACACCGGCUUUUUUGAGAAUGGCCACAUUAUCUAUAAUAAGACUCCUUACCAUCCAGAAGAAUUACGACAAUUGAAUGUGGACGGAGCAAAUGGUAUUGGUGCACUAAAGCUCCAGGAAUUGGAGCCAUACCUUGAGAAAAAGCUGCAGCUGAAGGUCCAUAAUAAUGGUGUGAAUGGCAAACUGAACUACCUCUGCGGAGCAGAUUUUGUAAAGGUUCAACAGAAGUUACCUCAUGGCUUAUUACACAUUAAGACAAAUGAACGCAGCUGCUCAUUUGAUGGUGAUGCAGACAGAAUUGUAUACUAUUAUAUUGAUGAAUCUGGAUGCUUCCAUCUUCUUGAUGGAGAUAAGAUUGCAACUUUAAUUACUAUAUUUCUGCAGGAGCUUCUUGUCAAGACAGACUUGGACUUGCAGAUAGCAGUAAUUCAGACUGCCUAUGCAAAUGGAAGCUCAACAAGAUACAUCACAGAGGUCAUGAAGGUUCCUGUACACUGUGUAAAUACAGGAGUGAAAUAUUUGCACCAUAAAGCUCAAGAAUUUGAUGUUGGGGUUUAUUUUGAAGCAAAUGGCCAUGGCACAGUACUCUUCAGUAAAACUGCUGAAAAUAAAAUCAGACAGCUGGCUCAAGACAAUAAUCAACUAGUGGAGAGAAUCAAUGCAGCUAAGAUGCUUGAAAAUACAAUUGACUUAAUCAACCAGACAGUGGGAGAUGCCAUAUCAGACCUGCUAACAAUAGAGGCCAUCCUGUCUAUUAAGGGCUUCACAAUCCAGCAAUGGGACUCAAUUUACACAGACCUUCCUAACAGGCAACUAAAAGUGAAGGUGUCUGAUCGACAAAUAAUUGUCACCGUGGAUGCUGGAAAGCGAGUAGUAUCCCCUGCAGGGCUGCAGCAAAAUAUUGAUGCUCUGGUGAAGAAAUACAAUUUGUCACGGGCUUUUGUACGUCCAUCAGGCACAGAAGAUGUGGUCCGCAUUUAUGCUGAAGCUGAAACCCAGAGUAAUGCAGACACUCUUGCACAUGAAGUGAGCCUUGUCGUGUACAAAUUGGCUGGAGGAGUAGGAGAGGAACCAAAGUUGUUGCAUUGAAGAAAACAAGAUAAUUGGUGAAUGUGUCGACGUGCACUCCUUGGGCUAUACUUUAUAUUAAGACUACAAGGAGACACUGGCUGGGGAAGUGGGGAGGUGGAGGUGGGGGUGGGGGUGUUCAGUAACUGGAAUUUGUGAUCCUUUGAAGGUUAAAAUACAUAUUUUGCAUGUUUAUUCCACAAUCAAGUAGUAAUGGUGCUUUCGUGAGAACUGCUGAUUAUAAAAUUUCAUAUUGAAUAGUUGGAAUUCUUUGUUUUGACCUGGAUCUGAAUACAACUAAUAAAAAAAAUACUAGAGCAGGAA
Rhincodon typus (whale shark) is the source of this 2095-nucleotide messenger RNA. RefSeq names its product phosphoglucomutase 3 (gene pgm3). NCBI's taxonomy places the organism in Eukaryota, Metazoa, Chordata, Chondrichthyes, Orectolobiformes, Rhincodontidae. The coding region runs from base 116 to 1792 and encodes 558 amino acids. The record is from RefSeq and is a predicted model, not a curated record. The transcript is spliced from 13 exons. Gene Ontology annotation, biological process: carbohydrate metabolic process; UDP-N-acetylglucosamine biosynthetic process; hemopoiesis. Gene Ontology annotation, molecular function: phosphoacetylglucosamine mutase activity; magnesium ion binding.